Molecule: messenger RNA, 2521 nt
Organism: Meriones unguiculatus (Mongolian gerbil)
Lineage: Eukaryota; Metazoa; Chordata; Mammalia; Rodentia; Muridae
Gene: Prf1
Product: perforin 1
Exons: 3
Coding region: 166-1830 (554 amino acids)
Biological process (GO): leukocyte mediated cytotoxicity
Molecular function (GO): pore-forming activity; calcium ion binding
Source: RefSeq, a predicted model, not a curated record
GGGCAGGAAGCAGUGGUGAUGCUGGCGAGGGUGGGCCUGCCUGUGGAUCGAUAGUCUCACCAUUUCAAAAGCCCCCGUUGGCAACUGCAGGUGUCCCCUGAACCCUGUCAGGUCUCUGUGGGACUUCAGCUUUCAGGAGCUCGCUGCUACUGUGCCCGCAGCUCCAUGGCCACGCGCCUGUUCCUCCUGGCCCUUUUCCUGCUGCUGCCACAACCUGUCCCUGCUCCCUGCUACACUGCCACUCGGUCAGAAUGCAAGAAAAAGCACAAGUUCGUGCCAGGUGCGUGGCUGGCUGGGGAAGGCGUGGACGUGACCACCCUCCGCCGCUCCGGCUCCUUCCCAGUGAACACACAGAGGUUCCUGAGGCCUGACCGCACCUGCACCCUCUGUAAAAAUGCCCUGAUGCAAGAUGCUAUACAGCGCCUACCCCUGACAAUCGCCCACUGGCGGCCUCACGGCUCAGGCUGCAGUCGUAAAGUGACCACAGCCAAGGCCACCUCCACAGAAGGCGUGGCCCGGGAGGCAGCUUCUAACAUCAAUAAUGACUGGCGUGUGGGGCUGGAGGUGAACCCCAAGCCUUCGAUAAACAUGCAAGUGUCCAUGGCUGGCUCCCACUCCAACGCAGCCAACUUUGCAGCCGAGAAGGCCCAUAAGGACAAGUACAACUUCAAUACUGACACAGUAGAGUGUCACCUGUACAGCUUUCGCCUGAUACAAAGACCCCCGCUGCACCCCGAUUUCAGAAAGGCACUCAGGAGCCUUCCCCCCAACUUUAACACCUCCACACAGCCUGCUUACCACAGGCUCAUCUCCUCCUAUGGCACCCACUUUAUUACGGCGUUGGACCUGGGGGGCCGCGUCUCAGUUGUCACGGCCCUGCGUACCUGUGAGCUGAGCCUGAAUGGGCUCACAGCUAAUGAGGUAGCGGACUGCCUGAAUGUGGAGGCCCAGGUCAGCAUCGGCGCCCACCUCAGUGCCUCAAAUGAACUCAAAGCUUGCGAGGAGAAGAAGAAGCAGCACAAAAUGACCACCUCUUUCCACCAGGCCUAUCAUGAGCGUCACAUUGAGGUGGUUGGCGGCCCCCUUGACUCAACACAUGACCUGCUGUUCGGGAACCAAGCUACACCUGAGCAGUUCUCAACCUGGAUAGGCUCACUGUCCAGCAGGCCUGGUCUGGUGGACUACAGCCUGGAGCCCCUGCACAUGCUGCUGGAAGAACUGGACCCGAAGCGCGAGGCACUGAGACGGGCUAUCAGCCAUUAUGUGAUGAGCAGGGCUCGCUGGCGAGACUGUAACCGGCCCUGCAGGCCAGGCCAGCAUAAGAGUGCUCGUGACUCGUGCCAAUGCGUAUGCCACGAUUCGAAGGUCACCAACCAGGACUGCUGUCCACGCCAGAGGGGCUUGGCCCGUCUGGUGGUGACCAAUUUCAAGGCAAAGGGUCUGUGGGGAGACUACUUCACAGCCACUGAUGCCUAUCUGAAGGUCUUCUUUGGUGGCCAAGAGCUUAGGACCAAUACAAUAUGGAAUAAUAACAACCCCGAGUGGGCCGACAAGCUGGACUUUGGGGACGUGCUCCUGGCGACAGGGGGACCCCUGAGGGUACAAGUCUGGGAUGCCGAUCACGGUUGGGAUGAUGACCUUCUUGGUUCUUGUGACAGGUCUCCCAACUCUGGUUUCCAUCAGGUGGAUUGUGGCCUGAACCACGGCAGUAUAAAAUUCUUCUACCAUGCCAAGUGUUUGCCCCAUCUCACGGGAACAACCUGCCUGCAGUAUGCCCCCCAGGGGCUUCUAGGAGAUCCUCCAGGAAACCGAAGUGGGGCUGUAUGGUAAAACUAACAUGCCUGAAAGCUGGGCAGUAGUGGCGUAUGCCUUUAAUUCCAGCACUUGAGAGGUGGAGACAGGCAAAUAGCAUGCCUAACCCUAACCCUAACAACCCUAACCCUAAUCUCGCAGGAAGAUCCACAAUGGCUUAAUAAUGCAGUGGGGAGUACGGCUUGAACCUCUCCCUGAAGUGGCUAAGUUUUACAAUAGAGAUUCCCUAAUUCUCCCUGUCCACACUGCCUCAGCCCUCCAAUACCCCCAAGCCUGGAAGCUACUGCUGCACAGCAUAAACCCUGGCCAGAAGCUGUCUCCACCCAGCUUUAAGACCCUCCCUACUUGACAUAGCAAGAUCAACUGUUAGAGGCAAUCCCAGAGGCCCUGUGUACCUUUUGUCCCUCACUCUGCUCCUGAUGAAUCCUGUGUUGCCAAGCACAUGGCUUGACAGAGGGCCUAUAAAUAUGAUGCGAGGUAAGCAUGCUGGUGGCAUUGUGGCACAGAAGUGGGGAGAGAGGGUGCCCCAGAGACAGACUUCUAUGCAGUUUGAUAAAAUGGGCUGGCAAGUACUGUAAGCAAUCUGUUUUUUGGUUUUGGUUUUGUUUUGUUUUCUAAUUUUGCUGGUAAUGUAGGACCCCAAAAUAUCUUACGCUCUGAGUCAACAAACAGUAGCAUUAACUUGGUAAUAAAUAAUGAUGAGCAUUCA